This is a messenger RNA of Wyeomyia smithii (pitcher-plant mosquito), 1336 nucleotides long. RefSeq names its product inositol monophosphatase 1-like. Gene Ontology annotation, biological process: inositol metabolic process; phosphatidylinositol phosphate biosynthetic process; signal transduction. The transcript has 5 exons. Lineage: Eukaryota; Metazoa; Arthropoda; Insecta; Diptera; Culicidae. Gene Ontology annotation, molecular function: inositol monophosphate 1-phosphatase activity. The record is from RefSeq and is a predicted model, not a curated record. The coding region runs from base 191 to 1015 and encodes 274 amino acids.
GGUUCUUAUCGCUUUGUUUAUGCUUAAGUUUUUUACUACCCAGUCUGACAGUUUUCAGCAGCACAUCUUUUUGUAUAAAUAAAGGCGCACGCUCUCCAAAGUAGCACUAAUCAGCUGCUGCUGCUAGAAGAAUACUUUAAAAAUAGCGAUUUGAUCUUUAAAUAUUGACUAUAGCAACGAAUAACAAACAAUGACUUUGAAUCUAGAUGAGUGUUACAAUCAUGUGUAUGGUUUGGUGGAAGAAGCUGGCAAGCUAAUUGCUGCUAGAAACUAUGGAAAGAAAAGCAUGGUAGAGAAAUCGAGCGAUAUCGAUUUGCUUACAGAAACUGACCAACAGGUAGAACGUCUGCUAAUGGAUGGAAUUACAAGCAAGUAUCCAGAUCACAAAUUUAUUGGGGAGGAAGAAACUAGUGCAGGGAAAAAAGCAGAGCUGACAAAUGCACCAACCUGGAUAAUUGAUCCUGUCGAUGGAACUAUGAAUUUUGUCCACAGUUUUCCACACUCAUGCAUAUCGAUUGCUUUGCUGAUUGAAAAGAUCACAGAAAUCGCUAUUAUUCAUAACCCGGUGUUAAAUCAAACAUUCACUGCACGAAGAGGUAAAGGAGCGUUUUAUAACGAUAAACCAAUCAGGGUUUCUGGUGAAACUAGAAUAGAACGUGCGUUGGCAACAACUGAGUUUGGAACAAGUCGGGAUGAAGAAAAGACUUCUGUUGUUCUGGAGAACAUUGGUAAACUCGUUCGGGUUGUGCAUGGAAUACGUAGCACGGGAUCUGCUGCUUUAAACAUAGCAAUGGUCGCCCUUGGAGGUGCAGACUUCAACUAUGAGUUCGGUAUUCAUGCAUGGGAUAUUGCCGCUGGAGAUCUGAUUGUGCGGGAAGCUGGUGGUGUUUGUCUAGAUCCAGCUGGCGGGCCGCUGGACUUAAUGUCCCGUCGUUUUAUUUGCGCCAGCACCCAGGAGUUAGCAGACAAAGUAAUUGCUCUUAUAACACAAUACUACCCUCAACCGACGGACUAAAGUUCGAGGGUGAAUUUUCGAAUUUAGUAAAAAAUGUUAUACUUACAUAAGUAGCGUCACAUGUUUGUGAUUUAUGUAAUUCAAUUUGUAAUGUAUUCCCAACAUAAUUAAAUGUUUAUGUUACAGGUAUCAGGUCGAAGAAGAAUCAACAUUGAAAACCAAUUGACUCUUCAACGAUCUGGACACUUUUUUUUAAAUAUGUUGAUUUAAAACGUAUCUCCAUAUGUAGACAAAAUAGAUUCCAUAGAACUAUAUUUUAAUGUGAUUAUUGCAACAUCGUGACCAUAUACUUGAAUUGAAUAAAUUCGAAUACCAAUAAUA